CAACCAGUUGGUUCCUCUAUACUCGCCAGAUUAAUCAAUCGGCCGAACAGAACAUGUCUAGUAGUGAGUUGUGUCUGGAGAGGCCUUUGUUUGGCGGCGCUAUUACCAGCGCCUUCCCUCAAAGAUUCCAGGAUGCGAGUAAUAUCCGACAAGUUCCAGAUCAUCAGGAAGUGUUUGUGGAUCCUUCAAGAGAUGAGAGUUUGAUAUUCGAGCUUUUAGAUUUCAAGAGCGACGUUGGGGACAACGGCAGUGCUUCUUGGUUUCUUCAGGAUCUUGCUCGUGAGCAAGACGCCGAAGCAUUCAAGUUGAUUGACCAAUCACAAGUCAUUGAAGCUCCUGGACUCUCCUUCAGAAACAUCCCUGCCGUUGUCACAUCUGCUGUUGGAGAGAUGGCUAUAUCCAAAGGAAGACAGGGAAGAGAUGCACAAAACUUAGUUAGGGUAUAUGUGGCGAAUCUUCGUCUCAAGGGAGUUGAAACAGAUGUCUUAGUGACUGCGUAUGAACCUAUUCUCAUCAACCCACUGAGCGAAAGCGCGAAUGCUGUGGGAUCUGGUUUAGCUGUGCCAGCUUCACAAUCUGGAAUUUCGCCAAUGUGUGAUGUCAUUAAACAUGCAGUCUCUACGUUCAGAGUCAAUGACUGGAGUCUUUUCGGUUCCUCUGCUUGAGUCCAUGCUUCAUCAGCAAAACCAAACAGUGCAAAUCUGCCAACUGGUGUUAUGUGGUUUCUUAAUGUUGAAGUUCAUUAGUUUGUGUUGCGUUUGGAUAGCUUGGCUUCUCAACCGGUUUGAGUUUAGAGUUCUUCCUUUUACGAAUUACUUUGAGAGUUUAUAUAGAAAUAGAAAGCCGAAUGAUA
Messenger RNA from Brassica oleracea var. oleracea, 853 nucleotides. RefSeq names its product probable ran guanine nucleotide release factor. Bases 54 to 665 code for a protein of 203 amino acids. The record is from RefSeq and is a predicted model, not a curated record. The transcript has 8 exons. Gene Ontology annotation, biological process: protein import into nucleus. Lineage: Eukaryota; Viridiplantae; Streptophyta; Magnoliopsida; Brassicales; Brassicaceae. Gene Ontology annotation, molecular function: guanyl-nucleotide exchange factor activity; small GTPase binding. Gene Ontology annotation, cellular component: nucleus.